CUCCGUCUUCCUGGUUUUUGCGGAGGUUUUUUUUUUUUUGUUUCGGUUUUUUGUCUCCGUCUCUUUUUAAAGUCGUUACUUUCGUCGCCAGGACCCGGUUUUGCGCACUUUUAUGACGAAACGUGUUUCUCACGUGAAGUUUCCGUCCAAACCGUCGUUCGCAGUUUUUAAAUCUGAUGUUCGGAGACUUUAUUUUGAAAGCAGCGUCCAAACAGCCAAACAUGUCGAGACGCGAACUCACGGUUUUAUCGCUUCUUGCGGUUCUCGCGGUUUUCGUCAGGGUCAUGGGAGCAGCUCGAUCUUCGCCCGCGAACACGGAGCAGCAGGACUUCGACUCUCUCCGGUCCGUGCUGGACCACUUUGACGUGUUGUCUCUGUCCAGCCUGAGGACUCACUCCGUCCGUCGCCGCGACGUCCAGACUCAGAGUCACGUGGAGAAGACGCUGAGCUUCGUCGCCCUGCAGAGGCACUUCAGACUGUACCUGAGGACCAACAACGAACUGUUCUCUGACAACUUCAGUGCUGUGGUCGUGGACGAGGACGGUCGAGAGCACAGCUACCCGGUCAACAGACACAACUACUUCACUGGACACGUCAUCGGGGAAGAGAACUCCCGGGUUCAGGCUCACAUCGACGACCACGAGUUCUCAGCGCACAUCCUGACCGACGAGGCCGAGUACAACAUCGAGCCUCUGUGGAGGUUCACGUCGGCGCCCCCCGAUGGUCGUCUGCUGGUGUACCGUUCAGAAGACAUCAGAAACCUCAGCAGACUGCACCAGCCUUCAGUCUGUGGCUACAUGACCUCUGACCCCGGCCACCUCCUCCCCGACGGCGUCAGGACGGCCAUGUUUGAAGAGCACGAGGAAGACGAGUCCGUGUCCAGAGCCAAACGUCACGUCUACGACCACAGGAAGAACACGUGUCCUCUGCUGCUCGUGGCCGACCAUCGCUUCUUCAAACACAUGGGCAGAGAGGAGGAGAGCACCACCCUCAACUACCUGAUCGAGCUGAUCGAUCGCGUGGACGACAUCUACAGAAACACGUCAUGGGACGAAGAGUUUGUAGGUUAUGGCGUCCAGAUCCAGCAGAUCAUCAUCGAGAAAGGUCCGACGUCAGUGGCUCUAGGAAAAAGUCACUUCAACAUGAGGGGAAGUCCAGGAGACAAUCGAGAAGUGUGGGACGUGAAGAAACUGCUGGAACAGUUCAGCGUGGACAUCGCAGAGAAGGCGUCCAACGUGUGUCUCGCUCACCUCUUCACCUACCAGGACUUUGACGAAGGGACUCUGGGUCUGGCCUACGUCGCUCCGUCCAAACCCGACAUCCCUGGAGGUCUCUGCUCCAAAGUUUGUCCUUCGUCAACAAAUGAAUUGAGACCGAUUUACCUGAACACGGGUCUGACCAGCACUAAGAAUUAUGGGAAAACCAUCCUGACCAAGGAAGCCGACCUGGUAACGACCCACGAGCUAGGACACAACUUCGGAGCGGAGCACGACCCCGACAACAUCCCGUACUGCGCUCCCCGUGAAGACCAGGGCGGGAAGUUCGUCAUGUACCCGAUCGCCGUGAGCGGAGACCACGUCAACAACAAGAUUUUCUCAAACUGCAGCAAACGCUCCAUCGUGAAGCGUCUGCGGGCGAAAGCACUGACGUGCUUCAAAGAGAGGAACGUCAACGUGUGCGGGAACUCCCGCGUGGAGCCCGGCGAGGAGUGUGAUCCCGGACUGUUGAACAUCAACUCAGACCGCUGCUGCACCGCGGACUGUCGACUACGGCCUGAAGUUCAGUGCAGUGACAGAAACAGCGCCUGCUGCAAACACUGCAGGUUCGAGGCUGAAGGUGAAGUCUGUCAGGAGCCCAUCAACGCCACCUGCAAAGGACACUCCUACUGCACAGGAAACAGCAGCGAGUGCCCGCCUCCAGAGAACGCCAGAGACGAGACGGUGUGUCUGGACAGCGGCGAGUGUGUGAGCGGAGAGUGCGUUCCUUUCUGUCAGGCCGUCCUCCAGCUGCAGCCCUGCGCCUGCAACGAAACCGUCUCCUCGUGUAAAGUGUGCUGUCGGAGCCGCAGUGGCGUGUGCGCCCCCUACCAGGACCAGACGGGCAACUUCCUGUUCCUGCGUAAAGGAAAACCGUGCACUGUGGGCUUCUGUGAUGGCGCCGGUAAGUGCAUGAAGCAGGUUCAGGACGUCAUCGAGCGUCUCUGGGAUUUCAUUGAUAAACUCGACAUCAACACUUUGGGGAAGUUUCUGGCCGACAACAUCGUGGGAUCAGUGGUCGCGUUCUCUCUGCUCUUCUGGGUUCCGUUCAGUAUCCUGGUUCACUGUGUGGAUAAGAAGUUGGACCAACAGUACGAACAAACCACAAAGUCUUUGUUCUUCCCCAGUAAUGCCGAGCUGCUGAGCAGCCUGGAGUCGGCAUCUGUUCGGAUCUUCAAACCUCCAACGUUCCCGCCCACCGCCGCGCUCCGUUUCCACGCCACCGGUCCCCAGCAGACCAGCACCCCGCCGGUCUCUGGCUCCGGCCCCGAUCACUGCCACGCCCCUCCUCUGGACAGCCCCCGCAUGGCGACCAUCCAGGAGGACCCGAGUUUGGACUCACACCUGGACAAGGAGACGCUGGAGGAGGCGUUCGGGCGCCCGGCCGCGGCGACUCAACGGUCCUUCGAGGACCUGACGGAGAAAAAUGUGAUGAGCCGCAGUGAGAAGACGCUUCUGUUCAGACUGCAGAGACAACAUCACAUCAACACCAGGGAGACGCAGUGCUGAGGACACGCCCACUUCAGACCCGCCCUCACUCAAGCCCGAUGUUUAUGUUGAAGAUGAACUGUUACGAUCUCUGCUGCUCCUACAAGUCCCUGAAGGCAUCACCACUGUUUUUAUGUCUGGAUACAGAAUGCCCCGCAGUCUUUAAAUCUAAAUCUUAUACUUAAUCCCCUUAGGGAAUUGUCUCUGCAUUUGACCCAGAACUAGGAGCAGUGGGCUGCUGAGUAGCACCCGGGGAGCAAUUGGGGUUGGGUACCUUGCUCAGGGGUACCCCAGCCCUUUUGACUUGGUGGGGACUUGAAUCGGCGACCCUCCAGUUACAAGUCAAGUUCCCUUUCCACUUGGACACGGGCUGCCUACUCUUUAGAGUUCCUGAAUGCCCCACAGUCUUUAGAGUUCCUGAACGCCCGCAGUCUUUAGAGUUCCUAAAUGCCCCACAGUCCUUUUAGAUCCUGAACGUCCGACAGUCUUUAGAGUUCCUGAACGCCCCACAGUCCUUUUAGAUCCUGAACGUCCCGCAGUCUUUAGAGUUCCUGAACACCCCACAGUCCUUGGAGUUCCUGAACGCCCCACUAUCUUUACAGUUCCUGAAUGCCCCACAGUCCUUUUAGAUCUUGAACGCCCCACAGUCCUUUUAGAACCUGAAAGUCCCACAGUCCCUGGAGUUUCUGAACGCCCCACAGGUGUCCGUUGAUGUAAAUGUUUGAAAAAUUCGGAUGGACAAAGUCAACGUUUUAUUCUUGUAAAAACUAAAGUGUAUUUUCUUAAAUGAAAUGUUUACAUUUCUAAACAAAGGGACCCUGAACACAUCACGUGUUUGUUGUUUAUUUGCCACUCGAGUAAACAUGACUCAGACGCAGAUCAGGGUUGUUUACUUUGCUAAAAUCUUAAAUGUUUUACAACCUCGACCGUGGAGAAAAAACUCAUCUUUACGUGGAAAUGACAACGUUCUCAAACGUCUCGUGUUUUUUUUCCCUUUUAAACCAAAGAUUGAAAAAUGUCACAAAGCGAUUUUCUAAUAUUUGUUAGUCUGAAUCAGUAUUUAGUUUUUGAACGCGUGUCAUGUUUUAAUGUCACUGUGAUUUUCAGAAUAAAAGUCAUUAUAAAAUCUU
Molecule: messenger RNA, 3874 nt
Organism: Solea solea (common sole)
Lineage: Eukaryota; Metazoa; Chordata; Actinopteri; Pleuronectiformes; Soleidae
Gene: adam17b
Product: ADAM metallopeptidase domain 17b
Exons: 18
Coding region: 177-2765 (862 amino acids)
Biological process (GO): membrane protein ectodomain proteolysis; Notch signaling pathway
Cellular component (GO): plasma membrane
Molecular function (GO): metalloendopeptidase activity
Source: RefSeq, a predicted model, not a curated record